AAAAACGCCCGGAAAAUGCAAAAGAUCGACACAAGUUUUGCCCCUCUUGUUGCCUAUACGCGCGUAGCACCAAAAUAUGUGUAUAGUGUUGCACAACCCGCUUUCCACAGCAGAACAGCAGAACAGCAGAAAAGAAAAGAGUGCGAAGAACGAAGAAACCCCAAUCUGUGUGAUAUGCCCCCCCCCCUGCUUUCAUCUUCGCACUUCACAGACGCAGAGGCAAGAACAUCCGCCUCUGCGUCCACCUAA
Messenger RNA from Bipolaris oryzae ATCC 44560, 249 nucleotides. RefSeq lists its product as uncharacterized. The annotation marks the transcript as partial. Lineage: Eukaryota; Fungi; Ascomycota; Dothideomycetes; Pleosporales; Pleosporaceae. The transcript has a single exon. The record is from RefSeq and is a predicted model, not a curated record.